Molecule: messenger RNA, 4908 nt
Organism: Sphaerodactylus townsendi
Lineage: Eukaryota; Metazoa; Chordata; Lepidosauria; Squamata; Sphaerodactylidae
Gene: EXOC3L1
Product: exocyst complex component 3 like 1
Exons: 13
Coding region: 275-2563 (762 amino acids)
Biological process (GO): exocytosis; exocyst localization
Cellular component (GO): exocyst
Molecular function (GO): SNARE binding
Source: RefSeq, a predicted model, not a curated record
ACCACAAUUCAUACUUGUGUGCAUGGCCUGGAUCAUGGCCCCCUGUUUGCUGGGCGGCUGCAGCCUCUGCUUUCCCCAAGAACUAAAGUGUCCAUUUGCAGCUUUCCCCGCCCUCCUGCUCCUACAUCCUGAGUAUAUCUGCAGCGUUACAGAACAGGCCCCUGAGGAGAUGUGAGUGGUAUCACUGACGGAAACGGCUACAGCUGGCUCUGGGCUGUGCUUCCUCAGCGGAGCCCAGCCCUAGACUCCAAACAGGCUCACUGCAGUGAAGGCUAUGGGCAUGUCCGCAGAGGAGGAAGAAUCCACCAGCCCCAAAGAGGAGGAAUGGCCGGAAGUGGAAAAGGCUGAAAAAUUAGCAAGAGGCGCUGCCUUGAAAUGGGCAUCAGGGAUAUUUUAUCGGACAGAGCAACUGAGGGGUCUGGGGUUCUAUCGGAUCCGGGAGCUGCAACGCAACAGUUCCAUCCAGUCCCGUAUAAAGUCUACUGUGCAGUCCUACCUAGAGGGGAUGAGCACAGGCUUGGAGCAGCUCCAUUCAGCCCUGGCCGACAUUCAUCAUGUGAGGCAAGCCCUGGAAAGCGUGCAGCAGGAGUUGGCGUCCAGCGCAGGAUCCUUCCAGAGCCUGCAGCUGCUACGGGAAGUGGCGCUGGAACACACCCAGCUUGGUUCGGUUGUCAGCACACUGCCGCAGCUUUUCUCAGUUCACAAACUCCUUUCUGAGAGUUUCAACCUCUUGCAACGUCAGCAUCUUCUGGAAGCUCACAUGGGGCUCAUGAACCUGGAGAGCUUGCAAGGUGGCAUCCUGUCCCAACUGCAUGACCACAACCUGCUCAGCCCUUCCUACCUGGCCAGCAUAGAAUCCUACUUUGGGGGCCUCCAGGAACUGAAUAAGGCCCUGGCCCAGCAGCUAUGGCAUAUUGUGGCCCAUGGGUUGAAGCUGAUGUUGGAGGACCCUUCCCUCUUUGUUUCUGCUGUGCGCAUUAUCGAGCGAGAAGAGGGCAUCGAUGCUGUGCUGCUGCGAAGAUCACAGGUCCCUGGUUUCCUCCCACCAGGACGGCCAAAGGGCUGGCGGCAGAAGUUCUUUCAGGUCAUCCAGGACACCAUAGUGGCCGCCCACUUCCAGACUGUACCCAGAGAGGCCCAGGGAUGGUCCCUCUCCAAGUACUUGGCUUCCUUGCAGAGUGCCAUCCUGGCUGAACUGUGCAUUGUGAAAGAUCUAAUGGUCCAAUGCUGCCCGCCUCACUACAACAUACUCUCGACCUUUGCUGCCAUGUAUCACCAGAGCCUCACGCACCACUUCCAUCAAAUCCUCACUCACGACGUGGACAAGCAGGAGAUCUUUGCUGUCCUUCACUGGGCUCUCCAUGUCUACCCUAGUGCGGAAAUGAUGGCACACCCAAACCUUCUCCCCGAAGUGGAUGUUUCUACCUUGAGGCCCCUGCUUGCUGCGGACUUGAUAGAUUACCUGGAAGAGACAUAUGUUGUCAAAGUGCAGGCUAGCAUUGCUGAAUGGAUGCAGAAGACCCUGGAGAUAGAGUUCAAAGAGUGGUUCAGCGACACAGAGCCUGAGUCAGACUACCAAGGCUGCUUCCAGACCACUCUGCCCAUCAUUGUUAUGAAGAUGCUAGAUGAGAACAUCCGAGUGGCCUCCCUCAUCUCAGAUAAUCUCCUGCAGAAGGUGCGCAGCAUGGCUCUGGCAGAAUUGGAAGCCUUUCUGGGCAGCCUUACUGAGGCCCUGUCGGAAUUCAACAGAGAACAUCAACAAGAGCCUGCUGCAUCCAAGUGCUAUGCCCCAUAUAUGCUGUCAACCAUCAACAACUGUCUGGCUCUCAGCACUUCAGUCUCAGUCCUCUGUACGGAAGGGGCAUCCUUCUCAGAGUCCCACAAGAUUCCGUCCUCACUGAAGGCCGCCCUGGAGAAGGCCCAGAAGAAGGCAUGCCGGCUGUUACUGGAUGAGCUGCUAGCAGAUCUGCAGCCACUGUUUGUACAGCUGCCUUCCCGCCACUGGCUAUCUGACCCCCAAAUGAUGCGUAACAUAUGUGAGGUGAUCGAUACCCACGUGAAAGUCUUCUGCAGGGCUCGCAAACCUUUCAGCACGGAUCUCCUUGUGGAUUCUGAGCACGUGGUUAUGAGCCAGUACGUGAAGGCGCUGCUGCAGAAGAAAAUUGUGUGCCGGAACACAGAGGAGAGAGACCAGAUGGGCAGGCGGAUGCUGCAGGACGCCUCUCAGCUGAAGCAGCUCUUCUGUACCCUGGGCUUGAAGGAGAGCGAUCAGACCCUCAACGUGAUUGCUGAUCUCCAGGAGCUGAUCAGCCUCAAGGAUCCCACUUUGCUCAGCUUGGAAGUGCUGGGACUCGUGACUAAAUAUCCUGACAUCAGUGACGACCACAUUUCCAUGCUCCUAGAAGUGCGGGGUGACGUCUCUAAAGAAAUUCGCAACAACGUGCUUGAGAUAAUGGUGCAGAAUCUGCAAGUCCUGCCGGAGAACUACCAGCCUGUCUUUGGGAACAUUCUGGUUCCUGCUCCGGAAUUGCCCUUCUGCCUUGGCAAGCCCAAGUGUGCCUGAUGCUACCUGAAGAACACCAACCUGGCUGUGGCUGCUUCUCUCCAUCUGGAAGGGGCCAAAGCCUUAGUGGGGUAGUCUUAUCUGGUGAACCAGAUUUGUUUCUGCGCUCCUACACUGAACAUAAGUUCAAUUUUGCUUUCAACAGGACAGGGUGACAGCUAAUGUCAUCCUAGGAUUACAGUAUGAGUUUUGAUAUUUUAAUAUUGCUAUAAACAAAACCCUACUUUAAUUUACUACUUGUAAACUCCUUUGAGCACUUAAUAAGCAUAAAAGUGGGACAUAUAUUUUCUAACAUAAGCCAAAUAAUGAAACUAAGGCCUUCCUGCUCUAGCUGUCAUCCAUCUUUGAAAGAAAAAAUGUCUGCUCAAAUCCCCAUUCUGCUGUGGACGCUCACUGAACAACUUCGGGCCAACCAUUCUCUCUCAGCCUAGCCUAGAAGUCCAGUCUGGAAAUCACCUGUGUCAGGUGAUGCAUUCCCAUUCCAUCCAAUGAGAAUUACCCACCUUUCAAACCUAUUUCAGUUGGGAAAUGUCCUAAAUGUAGCCUAUUGCAAUGUUUGUUGUAUAUGCCUUUCCUGACUUCUUUCUUUGUAAUCCAGUUUCUGCAUUAUAGUGUUUUGGUUGCCUUGUUUCCUAAUUCUAUAAUCUUAGUCCUAUUGCAUUGUUUACCAGGUGUUUUAUGCUGGAUUUUUUUAAAAAUCCACCCUCGCAAGGAAAAGUAGCACCGUCGUUUGCUGCCCCUCUCCCGAUUGUCCAGUCUCGCUCCGGCAAGUGGGAAGGGAAAAGCAGGGUACCAGAGUAUCAUUCAGCAAUGUGACAACAUCAUUUCCACCCUGCAAUAUCUGAAAUGAUGUCAGCACAUCGCUGAGUCCUCUUGCAUUCACCCAAGGAAACUGUGGAAUGCUAGGGCAUCUGGCAAUGCCGUGAUGUAAUUUCCGGUUGUAUGACUGGAAAUGGCAUCAUCAUAUUGCUGAAUGCUGCUUUAUGAGUCUCCACUCCCAAACGUCUUCUGGGGACUAGUAGCUGAGUGCUGGGAAGGAAGUAAACAAAACAGAUUCAUGAUCAUUAUUCCUCAGCAUCUCCAAAAACCAAGUUUCUUUAAACUCAAAUAAGAACAAAAAAAAAUUUGCCUUCUCCCCCUCCGACCUUUACAGCAACACAUGAUGGGCACAUGAUCAUGCAACAGUGUUGGAACUAUGGGGCAGGGUUGUCAGGUCCACCCAGCUCACUGGCAGGGAAUUGGGAGGUGGGGGUAGGGUUGCCAGAUCCAGGUUUGGAAAACUCUUGGAGAUUUGGCGAUGGAGCCCGGAGGUGACCAGGACCUCACUGGGGUACAGCGUCAGAGAGUCUGCCUUCCAAAGGAUUCAUUUUCUCCAGGGGAACUGAUCUCUGUAGUCUGGAGAUGAGCUACAAUUCCGGAGGAUCUCCAGGUCCCGCCUGGAUGUUGGCAUCCCUACUGAGAGCCACAGUGCGGCUUUAGGAAGAUCCUCUAGACAGUCCUCAAAGAACUGAUUUCAGUCACUUGCAAAGGAGCUCAUUGUGUUUAUUUAAAUCUGAUGCAUACACGUUGGGCCUGCACGCCCUCACAACAACUCCAACAGCCAUUUUAACAAGAACGCUACACCACUUCUUCUUCCCAGGCCCCACCAGGAAAUAGACAGCUGCUCCGCCAACCAUUCACUGCAUCGUCCUUUGAGUCUCUCUCACAAGGGUAAGCAGCUCUCUCUUCGCAGGAUGCUCAGAGAGGCUCCCAACAAUAAAAUAAAACCAAGCAGACAAUAACAAUUAAAAAUACCACACUAAUUAAAAUGUACCAGUGAAGUAAUUCAAGUCAGUUAAAACACACAUAUAUUCUUGGUUGUUUGCACUGAGUCUAGUGCAGUAGAGCCCUUUCCCACGGCCAGCUGUCCUGAAUGGGCAUGUGGACAUAUCCAUCAGCUCCCACCUCUGACAUAUUCAUAUUAAGAGGAGGAAAUGUUAAUAAACGAAACAUUCUGAUGACUCCAGUGUUUUAAAAACAAGUUGCCGGUACUCAUGCAUAAGGUUGUGCUGAUUUUCACCAGUUUCUCCCAUGGGACGUGAACAAAAGAUGCUGGUACUCAGUACAAAAAGAUCCUUUGACGGCACAAUCUGGUUCAUGUAAAGAUGUUAGUGGAUUGUAUAUUCCUCCCCCACAAAACAAAGCAUGCUGGACCUUCUUUGUUGUAGAAUGCUCCACCUGACCCAACUGCUUAGCCCUGCUUCCCUGCCCCCAUCCAUUUGAAAGUUUGAUGAUAGUUGUUCAAUGAACUAUAAAUGCUGUUGUAUCGAAGUACCAUGUUCAAUAAUGCACAAAAUAAUAAAGGC